This is a messenger RNA of Lathyrus sativus (Indian pea), 624 nucleotides long. The record is from the annotation of a GenBank genome assembly. Lineage: Eukaryota; Viridiplantae; Streptophyta; Magnoliopsida; Fabales; Fabaceae.
AUGGCAGAACCAAUCAUCGGCGAUAAAGCACUCCAUCAAAUUGCAGACGCAUUCAAAACUCUCGCUAACACUGUCUCCGAUUCGGAAACCUCAGAUGUUGAAGUUGCAUCCUUCUCUCGUGCCUGCUCUCUUAUCUCUCCUCUCUUUGGUUCCUUAGGCAUCGCCUUCAAGUUCGCUGAAAAGGAUUACGUUGCCAAGGUUAAUGAUCUAGCCGAGGCAUCAAAGUCCAUUCAGACGUUAAAUUCAUUGAUUGAUCGGGAUAUACAAGCCAAAUCUGUCAAGAAUGCAGGCAGCUGUACUAGAAAUCUAUUGAGAGUAAAACGCGGGCUUGACAUGGUCAGAGUACUUUUUCAGCAAAUGAUAGUUACUGAGGGAAAUUCCCUUAAGGAUCCGGCUUCAAAGGCUUACGAACAAGCGCUUGCGCCUUAUCAUGGUUGGGCUAUCAGGAAGGCUGUUUCUGCUGGGAUGUAUGUUCUUCCUACUAGGGAACAGCUUUUGAAGAAACUCAACGAGGACGACGCAUCUGCGAAAGUCCAAAUGCAAAUUUAUGCAUCAGCAUCCGAAGCUAUAAUCAAAUACAUUGAUAAACUCUUUGUUUCCAGAAACUUAGGAACAGAUUGGUGA